Molecule: messenger RNA, 276 nt
Organism: Knipowitschia caucasica
Lineage: Eukaryota; Metazoa; Chordata; Actinopteri; Gobiiformes; Gobiidae
Source: the annotation of a GenBank genome assembly
AUGUCCCAUAACCUGGCAGUGCGGUAUAAUCUUUUUGAACGCCAUGGAAAGAACAUGUUUCGAGAGCUGCGUCUGUUUGAUGUGAUAUAUGCUCGUUUAAACUUGCAGGAUACGAAGAAUCUUGAGCUGACCAGUCACCUCUGGGUCAUCAGUGAUGCAGCCGCCAAUCCUGCCUACAAAAAAAUCCUUGGUCUGAUGAUUAAAAGUUGGCCUGGGACGAUACACUUUUGUCAUGAUUCGAUACGUAUCAUGAUACUCGGGGGCAAUCCGAAAUGA